AAUGGCUUCAAUACUGGCGGAUAUUUUUUUAGUAUUGUAUUCGCGUUGUUGUCAGUGUUGGCGAAUGCUGGAUAAACACAUAAUUGUUUGUAAAUAACUUUCUUAACAAUGCUAAAUUAAACUAGUAAUAAUUCCCUAACAUCUGUCGUUAGAAAGAGUGUUCUGUCCCAUUGUUAUAUUUGUUAGAUUUCGAAACAAAGCGAUGGUGGGACCAGAAGUAAAUGAAAACAAUUCUAUCGUGUUCCUAGAUGUAUCAAUUGAUGGUGAGAAAGCUAGCCGCAUAGUGAUCGAGCUACGGAACGACAUAGUUCCCCGGACGGCAGAGAACUUCCGCGCCCUCUGCACUGGAGAGAGGGGCGUCGGCGCCAGCGGGAAGCCCCUACAUUACAAAGGCACCAAGUUUCACAAAGGGUUGUCACAAUUCAUGGUGCAGGGCGGAGACACGGUGAAGAACGAUGGCACCAGCGGGGAGAGCAUAUACGGACCCACGUUUGAAGAUGAGAACUUUAAACUGCCGCACGAACCCGGAGUCCUUAGCAUGGCGAACAAAGGCCGGCCGCACACGAACGGCUCACAGUUCUGCAUCACCUCUCAGCAAUGUCUACAUCUGGACGGCACGAAUGUCGUGUUCGGGCGGGUGCUUAGCGGUCUCGGGCUCGUGACAGAGAUGCAGCUAUACGGCGAGCAGGACGGGAAACUUAGACUGGAGUGUAUCAUAGAAGACUGCGGUGAGGUGACAGGCGAUUGGCGGGAUUGGAUCUCGGACGAGGAGGACAAAAUUACAGACUAUCCUGAGGACCAUCCGCACUUGGAAGAACUAUCGAUAGAAACAUUAUUAAACUACGUAAGCACUAUAAAAACCUUUGGUAAUUCGUACUUCGCCGAGGGGAGAUAUAAACGAGCUGUACGAAAGUACGACAAAAGUUUACGAUAUAUCGCGCAUCUUAUGGAGCUGUUCCAGCGGGCACCACACCCUGAACCCCUCGUGCCGUCGUUCAACAAGGCAGUGAUGUACACCCAGCAGUGCAACCUCAACCUGGCCGCGUGCCACGUCCAGCUGGAGAACUACCAGGCCUGCCUCAAGUGCUGUACUGAGGUCCUGUCGUUGGACCCGCGCAACGAGAAGGCGCUGUACCGGCGCGGGCGCGCGCACUUCGCGCUGCACAGCUACUCGGCCGCGCUGCGCGACCUGCGCGCCGCCGACCAGGUCUGCCCCAACAACAGGGCGGUGCUGCGACUGCUAGAACAAGUCCGGAUAUCCAAUAAAAGGUACAACGACGUACAAAAAGAGCGCUUGUCAAAGUUUUUUCGUGACCAAAAGACGAAAAGCGUCCCAGUCGGACAUAACUGAGCUAAGACUGAAAGUACUGAUUUAUACUUUUAAAUGAUGUGCAAAUUAGACCCUACGAGGACGUGGAAAUCGAAAGGGUUCCCAGUAGUUACCACCGAGUUGUUACCGGUGGUAAAUACUGGGAAAAAAAUCCCAUCUUUUUACCACUGGUAACUACUGGGGAAAAAAUUCCCAGUAGUUACCACCGACUCGGUUUGGUACUGUUUUUAUUAGUAUUGAACUAACAACAUUUUGGUGGUAGCUACUGGGAAAAAAAUCCCACCUGGUAAACAGUGGUAACUAACGGGAAAAAAAAAUACCAACUCAGUUUGGUGGUAACUACUGGGAAUUUUUCCCAAUAGUUACCAGUGGUAAAAGGUGGAAAAAAAAUCCCAGUUGUUACCUUUGGUUACAACUUGGUGGUAACUAGUGGGAAUAGCCUAAUCAAAAUGGCCAAAGAUGAAAAUCCUUUGGAGUUUACUAAUUUGCUCCUUAAAAUGAGUAUUUUUUAUUUUGCUGUAAAAAAAAUUCAUCAUACUUUGGUUAAAUUUGGCGUAUAGAUAACGUUUUCCCUAUUCUGUAUAUUAGGCGUAAUUUCACUGUAUGACCUAAAAAUCGCCCUAUGGUUUGCAAUAGAACGUUACAUUUUUGUCCCAAAUGUGUUUAUUCCGCCCAGAAUAAGGAGCUUUUCAAACCAACCAAAUUUUAACCAAACAAAAUAAUCGCACCAAAAUAAAAUUCGGCCUAUGUAUUGCAAACUUAUCUCAUAGCAGUUUUUGACCGAACAGAUUAAAAUUAAGUAUUUGUCGUAUGACAUCGAAUUUUAUGAUAUUACUUAUAAUGUAUAGCCACGGGGGUUUAUUUGUAGCAAGAUACCAAUAGUUAGGUAUAAGAAAUCAUGAAGAGAUAGCCUUAAUAAUUCAAUCAGAACUUUAAUUGCUGGUGGUUCAAGUUUUGUUUUGCCCUAUUGAAUUCUUGCGAUGAUGAGAAAUCAAAAAAUCUAAGGUCGAUGUGGUAAAGACCGUAAAAGCUUGGGAAGACCGUCACCAGGGAAGAAAUCUCGUUGUUGUAUAAUUACUUCGCUCAGAGUCUGAAAGGAAGAAUUAAAAAAAAAAUUCUACAUUUUCCUAAUCAGAUCACGAUACUGAAUAUGCCCUUAAAUCAGGGGUCCCCAACCUUUUACCCUAUACAGCUCGCCCAACGUUGUACUAAAAUACUACGCCCCCCUAAUGGAGAGAACAUAACUCUAGUUCGUUUUUUAGCAUUAUAAAAAAGGUAAACAAUCUUUAUAAGUCUUUUAAUUAGAAAUUAUUGCAAAACUUAAAAGAAAAAUGAGAUUAUAUUACUUAUGAAAGCAAAAUAAUGUAAAUAAUCAUUCAUAAUUGUUACAUAUUUAUCGUGACUUUUUCAAAAGCGUUUUUUAAUAAAAAGAUACGUCAAGAUCACUCACUUUCUUUCUAAUUGUAAAAAAACGAACUAUAAUUGAGGCUUGUAAAGUUUUAUGAGUAUGGGGAUAAUUCUGGAGCCGCUCGGUGCGCCCCCCUUUGGAAUCACACCACGCCCCCCAAGUGGGGCGCGCCUCGCUGGUUGGGAAACCCUGCCUUAAACCGAUCCCCACUAUUUUUGUUACACCUUGUAUGUACAUUAGAAAAACGCAAGAGUUAGAAGUCAGUAAUGAGCUUAUAGACGGUUUUGCCUGAUAGACGGUCUUGACCACAUUGACGAUAAGGUUUUUCAGAUAAGGCUCAACUUAAAAAGAAAGUUAUAUUGUUAAUUUAGUGUACAGUUAAGUUAAAUUUUAGUUAGAUUAAACAAAUAUGACAAUAUUUGUUUAACUACAAAUUUAAAUAAUAAUAAAAUAGUACGAAAUAGAUUGUAACCAAUAGCUUCGAUUAUUUUUAAGAUUCAUCAGAAAGGAAAAGUGACAUAUACGGUCGAGGAAAUAGAUUCUUUAGCAGUUUACGGUUCACUGUACAUUGGACAGCUCUUAGCAUAAGUAUGUACAACCAAAUUUACUUGAACCGCAAGUUGCUGAAGAAUCAAUUUCCUCGACCGUAGAAUAUAAAUGAUAUUGUUUAUCCUUUUGAGACCUAACAUUCCAAAUUUAUGAAAGAAUAACUUUUAGACCUAGUUUUAACCUCUUAUUUUCAUUGUACGAAAAGAAAGCUAAAGAUACUAAAUGUAAAUAAAAAUUAAACAAACAAUCGAAUCUAAAACUGUAUACCUAACUCAUACAGCCCGAUUUAACCCUUUGAAUGGCGCGUCGUCGUGAACCUUGUCCAGGGUUCGAAAGGAUAAUUAUCAAUGAUAGUUAUCUUGAUAAUUAUCGUGAUUUUUAUGUCUGAUAAUUAUCGAUUUGACAAUAACUUACAAUUUAUAAAAUGCAGUAUGUUUAAAAUGUUGAUUAUUUUAUAUACAGGGUGUUUCCUGUAACAGGAGCAAUAAAUUAAAAUAUAGUCCCCUUAAGUAAUCAGUUAUUAAGUCCAAGUGGUUUUAAUUAAUUAAAAUGAAAAAAAAAAUACUGUUAUUUUCUUACACAAUUAAUCGAACCAGCAAUGUACAGCCGCCACGCUGGGCAACCAUUAAUUCACUAUCAUGUUUAGUCGGAAUACUUCGGUAAACGUGACAGAAACGUACACAUAUGUCAACAAAAAGGAUGCUAGAGUUCUUCAAAGAUUACGCUAAGUGUUAUUUACGCAUAAAUACUCGAUAGAUAACUGAUAAAAAUGCGACUAAACAAAUAGACACAACAGACUUUUACGUACCUGUUUAGAAAAUAACAUUAAAAACGUUAACUACCUAAAAUAAUUAUAAACAAGAAUAGAAUUAACAUGUUUAUUCAGUCCAAACAAUACACGGCUUACUUUUUUUACUGAUGUGUAGGUACUUAUGUUCUAUUAGUAAUUAUUGUACCAGCAGUUUGAAGGCAUGUUUCAUGAUAUACGCCAAUCAGCUGUUUUGAAGCCAGGAGUAGGGUUCUUGAAGGCGAAUAUGUUUUGUCGAUAAUAGAGAAUUACAGCACACUUUGGGCACGUGCUGUACAGGCCGCCGCUCUGGUUAUUGCAUAUUAUCUGCACAUUAUUUACAAUGGCGGCUCUUAGGCAAGUGAUGGAUGGUUAUCGUAAACAAAGUACUUAAACCUCGGCUUAGGUUUCCUUUUUGGCUUUAUUGUAAUUAAGUAACGUCACACAAUAACGUAAACACAAUUCACACCAUUUGUAAUCUUUUUGUAAUACUUAUUGGAAAAAAAACUUUUGACUCGACAACUUGACAUUGUCAAUGUAAUCUUAACACGCAAAUUUUUGAGUCUUGUCACGUGAGCGUUGUGAAAACGGACUUCGGUUAUGAUCGUAGGAAAGUACCGGAAACCACGAUUACUUCCGAACUUUAUUUACCAAUCAUUUGUGAAGUUGCUAUGGUUACUUUAUAAUAAUAGCCUGUAGCCAUAGAAACGUUACAAAAAGACAGACCGGAUGUGGACCGGAUAGUCAAGUAGGUACUACUUAUUAUAACCAUAGUUGCUAUGUUACGGUUACUAGACUUGCAAUUGAUUAAACGAAUAUAUCCGAGUAAGUUCGAAUCGUAUGUUACGACUAAAUAAAAAAAUAACCCAUCCCAAUCAAAAAGUUUGCAUUCGGGAUUUCGUGGUUUGUCGUACCACAAGCCUAUAUCUUCGAUCAUAUUUUUUUUAAUGAAAAACCCAAUGGCGAAAACCUCCAACGAAACUGAAAAGUAAAGGGUGGCCGUUUUCGUAAUACAACAAUAAUACUCCUAUUCCUUGAAAAUAAGGACUAAUUUAUAGUUGGGCUAGGAAUUUACUCACUUAAAGCAUAGUCUGAAUAAAUCAUACUGUCUCUAUCUUAUGCUAGUACUAUCACCCCGAAAAAAGGGAUGAGUGCAUAUGUGCAUAUGCAUAUGCAUAAUAUUAUUUCUUCUACUGUUACUGACAAAACUGGAUUGCCAGACUAUAGUUUUGUCAAGAAGAUCAAAUCAACCAGAAAUGGCACCUGUCAAAAGAAGUUCGAGUAUUUUAACGAUUUUUAUUUGGUACAAAUGAAAUUAUUAACACAUUUAGAUUUUAUGCACGUAUAAUAAAAAAAAUAAAGAAAACAAUAUUGUUGUACAAAAAACUAAUAUUGCACAUACUUUUCUCAGAAUCCACAAUUACUAGCUGCUUAAUUGAAAAUGUUCUCAAUAUGCUGACCACGUGCUCGUAUGCAUGCGUUGUACCUUAACAAUGUAUUUCGAUGUACUACAUUUAGAUCACGUUGCCGUAUGGUGUUAAAUGCCUGAGUAAUUCGAUCUUUUAGCAUUUCUACAUUAUCUACUUCGGCAGAAUAUACGUCGUUUUUGAUAGCUCCCCAUAAAAAGAAGUCCAAACAUGUCAAAUCGGGCGAUCUCGGUGGCCAUCGCUUAGGGCCGAAUCGUCCGAUCCAUCGAUUUCCGAAUAUUUCGGUCAACUUUUCACGGACUGCCACAACGGAAUGAGCAGGGGCUCCGUCGAGUUGGAACCAUGUCACAUUUUUUACAUUUUCGGGCAGAUUGUUGUAAUACUGUAAUAAAGUGACAU
Cydia pomonella (codling moth) is the source of this 5900-nucleotide messenger RNA. It is a transcript of the gene Cyp40, whose product is annotated as peptidyl-prolyl cis-trans isomerase D. The transcript is spliced from 8 exons. Gene Ontology annotation, cellular component: intracellular membrane-bounded organelle. Lineage: Eukaryota; Metazoa; Arthropoda; Insecta; Lepidoptera; Tortricidae. The coding region runs from base 203 to 1351 and encodes 382 amino acids. Gene Ontology annotation, biological process: protein peptidyl-prolyl isomerization. Gene Ontology annotation, molecular function: protein binding; peptidyl-prolyl cis-trans isomerase activity. The record is from RefSeq and is a predicted model, not a curated record.